Astyanax mexicanus (Mexican tetra) is the source of this 3091-nucleotide messenger RNA. Its product is annotated as SEC14-like protein 5. Bases 91 to 2160 code for a protein of 689 amino acids. The transcript is spliced from 16 exons. NCBI's taxonomy places the organism in Eukaryota, Metazoa, Chordata, Actinopteri, Characiformes, Acestrorhamphidae. Gene Ontology annotation, cellular component: cytoplasm. The record is from RefSeq and is a predicted model, not a curated record.
AGUGACGUCAGAGAGAGAGCUGCAUGGCAUGCACACCGGAGCAGCAGCUCUACACACACUCCACACACUCACCGCUACACUCAGGUGAGGAUGGUGCAGAAGUACUGCUCUCCGGUGAGGGUGUAUAAGCAGCCGUUUGAGAUGGUGAUGGCGGCGUAUGAGCGGCGGUUCCCCACCUGCCCUCUGAUCCCGGUGUUUCUGGGCAGCGAGAUUCUCAGUGACGUCCAGAGUGAAGAUGGAGCGAUUCACACCAUCCAGCGCAGCUGCAAACUCAGUGUCGACGCCCCCCGGCUCCUCAAAAAGAUAGCCGGAGUGGAGGUGGUGUAUUUUAUCCAGACAAACACUCUGAACUGGAGAGAACGCACUUUACUAAUCGAAGCUCACAAUGAAACCUUCAGCAGCAGAGUGACAGUGCUGGAGACCUGCCUUUAUAGCGUCCAUCCGGAGAAUGAGAACUGGACGUGUUUUGAGCAGUCGGCCUCUUUAGACAUCAAAUCAUUCUUCGGGUUUGAAAGCACAGUGGAGAAGAUCGCCAUGAAGCAGUACACCGCUAACAUUAAACGGGGUAAGGAGAUAAUAGAGUACUACCUGUCUGAGCUGAUCUCUGAGGGUCUUACUGAAAUCCCCCGUUGGACUCCGCCCCCUCCACCUCCGCCUCAGACCUCCAACCUCCUCACCACCUUAAUCCCCCCGGACCUGCACACCGACACCGGCACCAGACCCGGCAACACCGACCCAGCGGAGGGUGAUAAGUUGGAUGCGGAGUAUAUAGAGAGGUUUCUGGGUCAGCUGACCCCGAUGCAGGAGAGCUGCUUAAUUCAGCUCAGAGCCUCACUGCAGCAAACACACCGCGGCAAGAUCCCCAAAGACGAGCACAUCCUGCGGUUCCUGAGGGCGAGGGAUUUUAACGUGGAGAAAGCUCGGGACAUGCUGUACCAGUCCCUCAGCUGGAGAACUGAGUUCCAGGUGGACUCCAUUCUGGACUCGUGGACGCCCCCUAGCUGUCUGAAGGAGUAUUACGCUGGAGGCUGGCACCAUCAGGACCGGGAGGGAAGGCCACUGUACAUCCUGAGACUUGGACACAUGGACACUAAAGGACUGGUCAAAGCUCUGGGGGAGGAGUCUCUGCUCAGACACGUUUUGUCCAUUAACGAGGAGGGUCAGAGGAGGUGUGAAGAAAACACUAAAAUAUUUGGACAGCCAAUCACGUCAUGGACGUGUCUGGUGGAUCUGGAAGGGCUGAACAUGCGUCACCUGUGGAGGCCAGGUGUGAAGGCUCUGCUCCGCAUCAUCGAGGUGGUGGAGGCCAACUACCCCGAGACCCUGGGGCGGCUGCUGAUCGUCCGGGCACCCAGAGUCUUCCCCGUGCUCUGGACUCUGGUGAGCCCGUUCAUUAACGAGAACACUCGUCAGAAGUUCCUGGUCUAUAGCGGCUCCAACUACCUGUGCUCUGGAGGGCUGGUGGACUACAUCCACUCAGAGAUCAUCCCAGACUUUCUGGGCGGAGACUGCCUGUGCGAGGUGCCAGAAGGAGGGCAGGUGCCGAAGUCGUACUACCAGACUGAGGUGGAGCUGGAACAUGCUGACCACAUCCGCCUGUGGACGGAUUCAAUCUACCAGUCAGCUCAGGUCUCCAGAGGAGCCCCUCAUGAGGUGAUGAUGGAGGUGGUGGAGGAAUCAUCAGUGAUCACGUGGGACUUUGACAUCCUGAGAGGCGACAUCGUGUUCAACAUCUUCCACUCCAAACGGACCCCACAACCACUGAGGAAAGAGGCGUCUCCUGCCCUGCCUGAGCUGAAUAACGUCCAGCUAAUCGACGGGAGCUGGACUUUAGGCGUGGACUACAGCAUGGUGGAGUCACCACUCACCUGCAGAGAGGGCGAGAGCAUUCAGGGUUCCCACAUUACCCGGUGGCCUGGACUCUACAUACUGCAGUGGAGAGCGAGUGGCCCCGCCCCCUCCAAUGCAAAUGAUGUCAUUCCAUCUCUUACAAGCUCCACCCACACCUGCAAGCUAAUGUACUACACUGAGCUGCUGGCUUCAUAUGACUUCAGGGGAUCAAUGACGAGUCUGGAAUCCUGUCACAGUGGAUUUUCUCAGCUCAGUGGUGGAACUACCUCAUCCAGCCAAUCACGAGACAGCUCUUACAUUUCAAGAUGACGACAUCAUCGUACACAUAGCGAACAACCUGAACACUAAAAGGGCUACAAAACUCUUUUUGACUAAAAUCCAAUAACUGUAAAAACUGCACUGAGCUGCGCUUUUAUAAUAUUUAAUACCAAAUAAACAUCUAUAAACACGCCAACAGAAACCAGCAUGAAAACAAAUGGGCUACAGUUUACAGCAGUUUAGCCCCGCCCCUUAAGCCUAUAGCACAAAGUUUAGCUAACUGAUAAACAAUACUGAUGCACUAAAUAUAAAAAGAAUCAUUAAUUUGAGGAGAUGACUUGAGAGAAUUUAGAUUUUUGCAUGGAAUAGUUUUAGUUAUUCUUUGAAAAAAAAAAAAAAGCCAUACAUUUGAUGAGGUAACCUAAAUAUGUAUUUAUGCAAAUGAAUGGGUAAAAUCCAUACAAAGAGAGUACCAUAAAGGGCUAAUUUAAGAUAAUAAUAUUUACUUACAUAAAGCAAUACUUGAACAAAGCACUGAACCUUAAACCUACUGCACAGUGAAGCACAUUUGCAUUUUUGAUGAACUCCUUAAUUAAUGAAUCAAUCUGAGGGCUAACAAAAGAACAAGCACCUACGCGAGUUCACGAGCUGCCUGAAACUUCGUGCAAUGUAUAAUAAUAUUAAAUCACUUUUAAAAAACAAGCUAUUUUUGUACUGGACAGAACCGAAUGUGAUGUACUGUAGUGGAACCCAGUCUGAACGGGUUAAAGGGGUUCUCCGACCAGAACCAAAUGUUAGGAAAUAACUAAGACCUCAUAUCCCUAGAUGUUUAAAAGAAAGGACAAUUUAUGGUUAAUAAAGUUUAAAACAGUUUAUGGGUCAUUCCACCAAACGGGUACCAGUUCUGUUUCCAGGAAAUUACAUGUAUAAAUGUGCACACAAAAUAAAUGUACAAUACAUUUUAUUAGACAAGUUUUUUUUU